This is a messenger RNA of Marchantia polymorpha subsp. ruderalis, 5533 nucleotides long. NCBI's taxonomy places the organism in Eukaryota, Viridiplantae, Streptophyta, Marchantiopsida, Marchantiales, Marchantiaceae. The record is from the annotation of a GenBank genome assembly.
CUUGGACAUAACUUUUUUUUGGAAUUUUCUUUCGCGUCAUUAGGUCAGUGGGGCAGCCGCCCACUUUUAUGGGACACAAGUCGCUUUCUAGUUGCACCAUGGAAAACAAGUCGACUCGACCGAUCGUAGGAUUCACCGCAGAAAACCUCAAGUAUUGGAUGGGGAGUAACUCUUCUACCGGCUCUUUACAUGAUCAACGAAUUUACCAGCACCGUAGCAGCAUACAGUACCGAGAAUCAUGUGUCAGACGCUUGUCCCCCCUUCCCCACACUCGCACCCCAUUACGGGAUUCAGUGGAAGAAGAGCUGCGAGAGUCGGGUCGGUGCAAGCCUAAGGAACUUUUGCACUGUGGUAUCGUGCGCUGUUGCAACCUACGGUGUUUCCCUUUUGGGAGUUUGCAUACUUGAUUGCUUCACAGUGUACUGAAUCUUGUCUCAGGGUGCAGACUCCAGAGGCUCGAAACAAAUCGUCGAUGGAGGUCAAGCUGUCAGCCUCUUUUCUGCCCUGUACCGCUUUACUCCAACACAUCGCAGUCCCAGAUUCAUCGCGGCCCCCCACGUUACAGUUGUGGAUCGAUCCCAGAGGUACUUAACGAACAAUGCAGUCCGGGACGGAACAUUCCGCCUGCAGGACUUCACGGGCCCGUGUGAAAAGGGUUAUGUUGGACCUACUGUAGUGCCAGUUUGCAUUACAGUACGCCGGACGACGGCAACCGGGAGCCGGGGCGACUGCGGUACACGUGGUACUACGCCACGGCACAGUACGCCCAUUCGCUCACCGACCUCGACCUCGACCUGCCUGCUUGCCCCCGCUCCCCUGCCCUCCCCGUUGCCUGCGCCCUGCGCCCUGCGCUGGCUGGCUGGCUGGCUGGCAGAAGAAGUCUUUGAAGUUCGAACUCUCGUUCCGUCGGCCGGGGCUCGAGGAAAGAGAGCGCACAGAGGGCGAGAGGAGGCAGGAAAGCGAAGGGAGGAAUUGCCGCAGGUAAACUGUUUUUCGUACGGGAUAUUCAACAACUCGAGAGAAUCCGCAAGUACAACGAGGCGGAGCCGGGGUGCUGUCGUCGCCACAGUGCUGACGCAAUUGCUCCGCUGCGCCCGAGAUUGUGGAGGGAGAGAGUUUCGGCUUGAAAUUAGGGGAGGGGAGGAUAGCGGGAGGGGCAGUGAAAGACAAGACGGACAGACGAGGAGCUGGAGGCGCGCCUCAAAAUCGCAACAGGCUUCCCCCUCGUGACGAUGUCUUUUCCGGGCGCUGGCGAGAUUCAUUAGCACUGGUCGUUCUUGGAGGGCAAUUGAAUUGUGACGUGGAGUGGGGAGGACGAAGUGCGAAAGGUGUUUGGCUUCCGAGCAUUGACAGACGAACGAAGAGUUGGUUUCGAGACUGAGGCAGGGUUUGGAAGUGGUGAGAUUAUGAAAGCGGAGGAAGGAUGAGGGGAGUGCGCAGGAGUGGGUCGCUUGGUAGUAGUGGGCAGGGUAGUCGGACGGGCGUUGGGUCGACGGACUCAUAUAUUCUCGAUAAGUUGCUCCUUCCUCGUUUAGAGCAGUAUGCGCAAAACAACUCGAUAUCGAAUAUUGAUAACACUGUGGAGUAUUUGAGGAGGAACUAUCAAGAGUACCGCCGCAAGCAGCAAGGGCCGUUUCGAAAGAUUGUGACCAGAGCUGUGCAAAUUAUCAAGAGAAGGGUUCUCCCGGAGGAAAGUGCAGAAGAGGAGAAUAUUGUUGAGGAAGAGUUACCUGAGGUACCUGCCCGCGACUUGGGUGAGGAAAUUUUGCAGGAGAGAGAGGCGAGACACAUCAUGCGGUACAGGUCAAGAACAGGGCAGGACGAGCUAGAGGCGGAGAGUUUGGAUAAUUCUAGUGAAAACAGUGAUGGAGUAGAAAGCGAGGGCAUGAGUGAAGGGGGUGGACCGGACGGAGAGGAUAGUGAAAGACGAAAUCAGUGGAUCGACAGGAUUGCUAGGGGAAAGGCAAGACACCGUGAGAAUAAUGGUAAGGCAGCGGCCGACGGUAAAGGCAAGGGACCCCUCCGUGAUAGGAAGAGAGCCACCGGUCGAAGAGCCGGGAAGGAUAAAGAUAACAGUGACAGUGAGGAAGAACUUGCUUUUGAUGGUAUGGAGGAGGAGAUACCUAGACAGAACUUGCUGAAUUCUGCAUUAAGAACGACCUACACUGCAAGGCCAACUCUUGUAAUCGAUCAUUCAAUUGCAGGAGAGAAAAUCGUGCAUGCUGGAUCGUCAUCGUCCUUAUAUAAGUUCAGUUCAUUGCCCAGGAAGACAACAGAAGAUAUCAAUCACAUACCGGGUGAAAGUUCCAGGGGUAUCUAUGUAAAUGGCAAGGCAUCGGAAGAAGAAUCGAAGCCUGCCUUCGCCGCUCCAAGUGCCAUCGUCGAAGCAGCUAGAGCAGCAAUGUCGGGAAAGAGAUCCCGGAGUAAGGGUCCUGUAAUCGAUCAAGAAACGAAAGAAGCUUUUAAUAAAACUUCUUCAAACGGGGCUAGUGUCGGGCGGGACGGUUUAGACCUUCUCCGGGAUUCUCCUCCUGGACAAUCAAGCGGGCGGCCACCACAAGGUUUAAAAUUGCGUGGGAACUUUCAAAGUCCUGCAUACUCUGGUCCCGAGACUGGAUCGAAAUUACAAAGCUUCUCACGAGGAGCAACUGAAAGUCAUUUUGAGAGUAGAACACUGGAACGAGAGAAGAGUAUCGGCACUUGGGAGAGCUCCGGGCAGGUCGUUGUUAAGGACUCAGAUCGAACUAAGGAUAAACCGCGGAGCAACAAGCGGUGGAAGUGGGACAAUGACAACAACAAAGGUGGUACGGACUACUCACCAUCUGAACGAACUGGAUCCGUGAGCAGUACGAUACCUCAGAACGUGUCCUUCAAGGAUUUGGGUGGCAUUGAGGAUACUAUUGAGAUAAUUCGUAAUGUUAUAGAGUAUCCGCUAGCGCACCCAGAACUGUAUGAAUGGUUAGGGGUUCAACCUCCCAGAGGAGUCCUUCUGCAUGGGCCUCCAGGAUGUGGGAAGACGAUGUUGGCAAAUGCCAUAGCUGUGGAGGCUCGAGUACCAUUUCUCAAAAUUUCUGCUCCGGAGGUCGUCUCAGGCAUGUCAGGUGAAUCGGAAGCUAAGGUUCGAGCUCUUUUUGCCGAGGCAGCAAAGGUUGCCCCAUGCAUCAUUUUUAUUGAUGAGAUUGAUGCAAUAACUCCGAAGAGAGAAACAGCACAGAGGGAAAUGGAACGCCGCAUCGUUGCACAGCUUCUGACCUGUAUGGAUGAUUUGGGCCAGUCAUUACAUGACAAAGAUGAGGGUUCAGCUGCAUCCGCAAAGAGAAGAUUUAAGCAUGUGGUUGUGAUCGGAGCUACUAAUCGUCCCGAUGCUCUUGAUCCAGCAUUGCGUAGGGCAGGUCGUUUUGACCGAGAAAUAGCCCUAGGCAUCCCAGACGAGGUGGCUCGGGCACGCAUACUUUCAGUGCUUUCUAAGAAACUGAGAUUGGAGGGCUCAUUUGACUUCAAGCUUAUAGCAAGGCGCACGCCUGGAUUUGUCGGAGCAGAUCUGCAAGCUUUGAUCAAAGAAGCAGCGGCUGUAGCAGUGACUAGGAUUUUCAAAAGUAGAGAUCCGAGGAUAGCUGCAGCCCCAUCUCCUGUUGUUAGAAACGGUUCAGCAAAUGGUGGGUUCCAUGAUGCAAAUAAGGUUUCAACCAUAGCAGAAGAUUGCAAGAGUAUGGACGCGGCUGAUACACCCCACGAUGACCCUUCCACCUUGGCAGUGGUUAGAGGGACCGGGUCUGUCGAAAGUGCAUCCGUGUGUGGAGAUAUGGACACCGAUGAUGGUGAGGCUGAGUCUUGGAGGCGCCCAUGGACCCGCGGAGAGAUGGAUUCACUUUCGAUUACUAUGCAAGACUUCGAGGAAGCUGUUUCUAAAGUUCAACCUUCAGCUAAGAGAGAAGGAUUCGCUACCAUUCCAGAUGUAUCGUGGGAUGAUGUUGGUUCUCUAGGAACUGUUCGAGAGGAGCUGGAAUUUUCUAUAUCCAGACCUAUCAAGUAUCCCGAGGAGUACCAGGCAAUGGGACUAGACAUGGCUACCGGAGUGCUCUUAUAUGGACCACCUGGUUGUGGUAAAACACUGGUGGCAAAAGCUAUUGCAAAUGAGGCAGGGGCGAACUUCAUCAGUGUAAAGGGCCCUGAACUUCUCAACAAGUACGUGGGAGAGAGUGAGCGUGCCGUACGCCAACUAUUUACGAGAGCGCGAGCUUCAGCACCUUGUGUCUUAUUUUUCGAUGAGAUGGAUGCAAUGGCACCGAAGCGUGGAAGUGAUGGGAAUGCCGCUGCGGAGCGAGUGGUUAAUCAGCUUCUUACAGAAAUGGACGGGCUGGAGUCAAGGAAGAGUAUCUUCGUCAUUGCUGCGACGAACAGGCCUGACAUGAUUGAUCCUGCUUUAAUGAGACCUGGACGUCUUGAUAAGCUAUUGUACGUUCCACUUCCUGAUUCUAAAGGAAGAGGUUCUAUAAUGAAGACCUUGGUUCGUAAGGUUCCUCUAGCCCCAGAUGUGGAUGUUUGUGCUAUUGGCGAGAGCGAACGCUGCGAAGGCUUUAGUGGAGCCGAUCUUGCAUCUCUUGUGAGGGAGGCUUGCAUUUCUUCUUUGAGGGAGAAAGAGUUGGGAAGACUAGAAGUUGCUGCUGGCAAUAUUACUGAAGCAGCUGCUCGUGCAACUGAAGACAGUGGACCGCUCGUAACUAAUGAGCAUUUCAAUUCAGCUUUUAUUCGGGUCUUUCCGUCUGUGUCCAACAAGGAUCGAUUACGCUAUGACGACCUGUGUAAGAAGCUGCGUCGUGCGCGCGCUCAUAUUAGCAAGUCCGAGCCAGAGCCAGAAGCUGUCAACACGAAUGCGACAAAGGCGGCUUGAUCAUAUGCUUUGUCGGUUGUCCGCGAUUGGGUGGUAUCACUGUCCAUCUCUGUCAGGCCGUAAGAAGGAAGGGAGGAGAGCAAAUGCAGCGCUUUGUUUUCUACCUUAAAGGUGAUGAGAAGGAUAGUACAAGCGCGUAGACAGGAGGAAAGUACACAGAAGUGGUGCAUAACCUUCCAGCAAUUUUCAGCGAGAUAAUGUAGUCAAGUGCUUCUUGUUGUCGACGUAGAGUAUCAAAAAGGAGUUCAAAGUCUUGUUACGGACAGGAGCGGAGCAUUUGUUUAUGAGUUAAGUCUUGACAUGUUGAGAACUUAUCCGCAAGCUGCCUGGUGGUCAAAGCUUCAGUCUAAUCUUGUGAUCAAAGCAUCUAGAACCAGAAGUACGUUCAAACGUGCACUAGGUUAGGUUUCAAUAGCUCAGGUGGUUGUCUUAUUGAAAACAACAUCAAAACACUGUUCAUUUGAUUCUGGCUAGUCCAAACUUACUGCCGUCUGUAUGACAGUAGAAAUCGGAUGGAGUCAUAGUCUUUGUCUUCGUGGACAACGAUUAUGGCCUGUGAAUGUUAAAUUUUGGAACAACUCCAGUCUGCGUGGAGACCUAGCCUGGUGUCACGAACCUUUUUGGCCAAUCAAUUGAAGAUUU